AUGGAUGUAAUACAAUCACUUGGAAACUUCAGCGAAAAGCUUUAUAGGGAGAUUUUGAAAAGAAACAAGGGUUAUUUGGAGAAUACAUUUCUCUCCCCUUUCAAUAUCUAUACUGCCCUCGGAAUGAUCCUCUGUGGAAGUGCAAACAAUACGAAUGCUGAGUUGAUAAAAGCGAUGCAGUUAUCUGAUUGCUUGGAACAGGAAAUAAUCCACAGCGCGAUUGGUGAACUUCUGGCUGAUCUUUCGAAGUCUGAUGAGAGUGUUGAGAUAAUCACUGGAAAUAGAAUCUAUGUAAAUGAAGAUGUGCAGAUUGAGAAACGAUUUAGAAAUAUCAUCAAGCAGUAUUACAAUGCACUGACUGAGCAUGUUGCGUUUCAUAGAGAUCCUGAAUGUGCUCGAAAUCGAAUUAAUCAGUGGGUUAGUGAACAGACCAACGGAACAAUCCAGGAACUGAUCCCACGUGUGGCUAUAUCGCAAGAAACGUCAGCUGUUGUGCUAUCCACUACAUACUUUAAAGGUUUAUGGGGUCCACAUUUCCGUAAGGAGGAUUCACAUGACAGCGAUUUCUUCAAACUUGACGGAUCAACAAUGAACGUGAAGUUAAUGUAUAAUCUAUCCUGUUUCAGUAUGGUCAUCUUACCAGAUUUGGGAUCGCGAGCUAUCAAGAUACCGUUUAAAGAUCCGAAGUUCAAACCAAUCUGUAAACCAUUCUAUCAUCUUUAAUAAUAAUAAUCAUAAGUUGAACCAAUUAAAGUAUGAUCAGUUACAAUGAUUGAUGGAAUCAUCACUAAGAUACUUGUUACCAAUCAGAUCAACAAAUUCAAUUCACACCAUGCGCUCACUAGUGACUAGCUUCGUGAGAAAAUUAUCGGAAUUCUGGUGAGAAGCCGUGACCAGUGGAGUUAAUCCGUGUCAGAGAGAAACAGGUGUCUACCUCAGUACAAUGGAAGAUGGUCGCGCAAUUUCGUGGACUGGUUGAGGUUAGAAAUUAACACCACUGGAUUCUGGCUCAGUGGUCCAGUAGUUCAAGCGUUCUCACGAGAGACUGAAGGCUCUGGGUUUGAAUCCCGCGGGGUCGCGGGAACGCACUGUCGAGGAGUCCCUUAAUAGAACGGAACGGCCGUCCAGUGCUCCUAGGAUUUUAAUGGUGGUCUAUCAUCAAUCGGUUCAUGAUCUCAAUAAAAAACUUAACAAUCUCCACAACCCCUAUACUGAAAAUUCAAUUACAUAAUUUACUGUCAAAUUGAUUGUGUUUAAAUAUGAACAACCGUUUUGGUUUUAGGUUUGGUUGGUGAAACGAUAG
This is a messenger RNA of Schistosoma curassoni, 1303 nucleotides long. Lineage: Eukaryota; Metazoa; Platyhelminthes; Trematoda; Strigeidida; Schistosomatidae. The record is from the annotation of a GenBank genome assembly.